Molecule: messenger RNA, 1967 nt
Organism: Zingiber officinale
Lineage: Eukaryota; Viridiplantae; Streptophyta; Magnoliopsida; Zingiberales; Zingiberaceae
Product: integrin-linked protein kinase 1-like
Exons: 14
Coding region: 66-1556 (496 amino acids)
Biological process (GO): protein phosphorylation
Molecular function (GO): ATP binding; protein binding; protein kinase activity
Source: RefSeq, a predicted model, not a curated record
UACGGAAGCGAGGGCGACGUCAAUGGCGCUCCUCCGAGCCGGCGAUCCUCUUCUUGUCCCUUUAAAUGUCCCUUCCGAUCCCUUUUUCAAUCCUCUACGAGCCUGCAAUCUACGAUCGAGCAAUGGAUGCGGGGUUCUCCCGCGGGAAGCAGCCUUCCGUCGUCGGCAGCGAAGUGAUCAGUGAGCGCGGCGGCGCCGGGCCUUCUUCCUCCAUUGACCCAACUCUCGGCGUCCGUCUUUUGUUCCUCGCCUGCGAGGGUAACCUCGCCGGCAUGGAGGAGAUGGUUGCCGCCGGCGCCGAUGUCAACUACCGGGACAUGAACGGCCGGACCGCCUUGCACAUUGUCGCCUGCCAGGGUUCCCUCGCCGUCCUCGAUUUUCUGCUGAAAAAUGGUGCUUUCGUCGACGCGGAGGAUCGGUGGGGUGGUACGCCACUAGCAGAAGCAUUACGUUGCCAAAAUGAUGAAGUAGUCAAGAUUUUGAAGGAGUAUGGUGCAAAGACACUGAUUGCUUCUAUGAAUGCAUACAUUGCUGCUAUGGUUGCUGAAUUUGAGAUUGACCCCAGUGAUAUUGAUUUAGAAAAAAGUGUUGACACAGCUGAGGAAAAGACUGUACCAGCAAAAUGGCGUGCACUUCCUGUCAUUGUUAAAAAGUUCAGUGAAGACACAAUAACUGAUGUUGACAAAUUAAGGGCAUUUAGAGAUGAAGUUGCAGUGCUUCGACAAAUACGACAUCCAAAUAUUGUCAUCUUCUUCGGUGUUGUUACUCAAAGCCAUCCAAUGAUGAUUAUCACAGAAUAUUUGCCUAAGGGUGACUUGUGUGAAUAUCUCAGACAAAAAAAAUCUAUAAAACCAUUAUUAGCAGUUCGAUUUGCACGGGAUAUUGCAAGAGGUAUGAACUACUUACAUGAGCACAAACCAGAAGCUAUAAUCCAUCGUAAUCUUCAACCAGUAAAUAUUUUAAGGGAUGAUUCCAUGCAUUUGAAAGUUGCAAACUUUGGCCUCAGCAAGAUGUCAAAAAGGUCCGAGACUCUAAAAGAGGAAAGACCAUUUUCAUCUCUAGGCAUCACUUGCAGGUAUAUGGCACCGGAAAUUUAUUUCAAUGAGGAGUACAAUACAAAAGUAGAUGUCUUCUCAUUUUCUUUGAUUUUACAAGAGAUGAUUGAAGGAUGCCCUCCUUUUCCUAGCAAACAAGAAUUGGAAAUUCCAAAAGCCUAUGCAGAAAAUAUGAGACCACCUUUCAGAGCAUCAACAAAGUUGUAUGCUUAUGGAUUAAGAGAGUUAAUUGAGCAUUGUUGGAGGAGAAAUCCUGCUGAUAGGCCAACAUUUAGAGAGAUUAUUCGACAGUUGACAGCUAUAGAAGAUAAACUUCACAGAUUAAAAAAUAAGGUAGGACUACUGAACUGUCUUCAUAAAUCUAUCAUUUGCAAGACAGAUAGUGCAAGCGAUUCAUCCAAUGCAUCCAGUAGAAAUUCAUCUCAUCAGGUUUUGGUAGAUGAUCUUGUUCACAGGCUGAUGGUUAAUCUAGAACAAGGGAGCUGGCAUAUCGGACUCUAAGAGGAUAACUUAAUCAUGGAUUAAGGUAGCUCAUCAAAAAGCUGAUAAUUUGAGUCCUUUUUAUACUAUCGAAGAAGAUAGAGAAGGCUGACAAAUUGAGUAAUUUUAUAGUAUGAAAGAGCAUAGAGAGAACAGGCAAGGCUUCUUAUCCACUCCACUGUAAUGUUUUAACUCUGACAAGAAGUUAUAGUUGCAAAUGCCAAAUGAAAUGGGUCGACAUGGCUAAUAGAAGUCUGGCAAAGUUUGAACUACAUUCAGUAGAACUGCUAGAUAUUGAAAAUUCCCAACUUUAUAAGCAAAUUGAUCAUAGUCAUCAGUAUACUAUGCAGUCCUAUGCAAUGCCAAAACUUCUUAGCACAAAUGUUUUGUGAACUCAAAGAACAACUGAAGGGAGAAGUCAAAUUACCGUGC